This is a messenger RNA of Aspergillus oryzae RIB40, 1458 nucleotides long. RefSeq lists its product as uncharacterized. Lineage: Eukaryota; Fungi; Ascomycota; Eurotiomycetes; Eurotiales; Aspergillaceae. The transcript has a single exon. Bases 1 to 1458 code for a protein of 485 amino acids. The record is from RefSeq and is a predicted model, not a curated record.
AUGGUUCAAAUUCAGGAUCUCCCCAUCGAGGUCCUGUCUCGUUGUCUCUCUUUCAUUAAGUGGCCCGGUCUGCCCCUUAACCCCUUCACGAUAGAUACAUUUAUUAUCCCACAUCAAGCUAUGCGCAAUUUGAUGAACAUAUCCCUUGUAUCACGGAAGUUCCGAGACCUAGCACAGCCAUUCUUGUUCCGUGAUCUCGAGGAUCUCAGUCUCGAUGGCACACCGAGCCGGUUUAUUCGCUUCUUAAAAGCUAUCAUCAUGCGCCCACAGCUCAGGAAGUACGUACAUUCUGUCACUUUGCACCCGAUGGAGAGUGAUUCGCUUGAGAAAUUCGGGGAAAAUCUACCCAGUCAUGACAUAGAAUUUUUCACGCGUGCUCUUCAGGAGGAGGCGUUACUGUCGGACAUGACUGUGGGAUUUGCCAGCCUCUUGCUAGCUCUAUUACUCACCAAGACCCCAAAUUUGCGUAUGCUCUCACUCUGUGGCACUGCGUUUUCCAUGAGGCCACUUAACCCUCUGUUUGUCCGUGACCCGUCUUUCUUGUCCAACCUUGAAGAGCUUCACCUCGAGGGAGACCAACAAAACCCAGACUACAAUAUCGCAACAUUUCAUAGACUUUUUACCCGGCCACGUUUGAAGCUUCUCGCCUGUGACUCUGGACAGCUCGAGGGCAACGAUAUUCCUACCUCCUGGGCUCCCAACACGCUCGCAGUGGAGGAAAUCCGCCUCACUAACUGCGACCUGAACUACAAUAGCCUAAAGCGAUUAAUCCAGACAUGCAAGAAACUGGUGCACUUCAUCUUCCUCGGUUGGAGCAUCGAUAAUGAUCCGACAGAUGUUUGGAGCAGCAGUCUGACUCUUCAUUUUGACGAAGUCGAUCUAAUCGAAGCACUCCUACCACACCAGGACACCCUGGAAUUUCUUGGUAUAGAAUUUUUUGACAGCCACGUCCCUAGUCGGCUUGAGUCGCUCGAGAAAUUUCCGGGAGGGAAGAUGCCUUCACUACGUGACUUCCCUGUUUUGAGUGAGCUCACAAUCCAAUUCAGUCUUCUUACGCCGCGCCCGGAAUUUCCUUCCGCUUUGAAGCGACUGACUAUUACGAACUGUACCACGUCUAUCUGGGAUAUGACUCACUGUAUCGCAAGCGACUGUAAAAGCGGACGUUAUCCAGAGUUAGAACAAAUCAUAGUCCUGACGGUUGACAUCACACAACUUAUGGAACUGGACAAGCAGAAUAUUCCAGAUGGUCAAACACCCGAGGAAUGCCUCUUGAGUCUCCGAAAUUUGUUCAAGGGUACAAAAGUUGAUUACCAAAUCGAGCCCUACCCAAAGCGAGAGGAUUUGUUUCCCAUGCGUGGCUUUAUGAAUGACGGCUUUUCGGAGGAUGACUUCUCAGAGGGGGAAUCUGAGACAGAGGGCUCGGUUGACCAUGACGACAGGGAGGAUCAGUUAAACUAG